AUGCGGGAUCUUGUUUCAGGGGUUUUGACUGUUUCUCAGGCUGAGGAUUUCGGGAAGUACUUGGGAUUGCCAUCUGUUGUUGGCAGGAACAGGAGGGCGGUUUUUGCUUACAUUGAGCAAAAACUGAGACAGAGGUUCGGGUCAUGGAACAAGAGGUUGCUGUCUAAGGCUGGUAAGGAGGUUCUGUUGAAGAGUGUUGCACAGGCCAUGCCAACCUACACUAUGAGCAUCUACCUUAUCCCGAUCACUUUAUGUGCUUCAUUGGAGAGACUAAUGAACAGGUACUGGUGGGGGCAUGGUGGUCAGGGUAGCAGCAUACACUGGUUGGCCUGGGAUAGGAUGUGUAAACCCAAGAAGCAUGGUGGAAUGGGCUUUAAACGGUUACAUGAGUUUAAUUUAGCACUACUGGCUAAGCAGGGGUGGCGGCUCCUAACAAACCCCACUUCUUUAAUGGCUCGUGUUUUCAAAGCAAGGUAUUUCCCGACUACAUCUUUUUAUGAGGCUGUUAUGGGUGGUAACCCGAGCUAUGUUUGGAGAAGCAUUAUGGCUAGUCAAGAUUUAUUAAAAUCUGGAUGUAGGCGCAGGAUUGGUAAUGGAGCAUCUACACAGGUUUGGACGGCUCCUUGGCUCCCGGAUCACCAAAAUCCAUACAUUGAAACUGAUCAGGUGGAUCACGCCCACCCUAUGCGUGUUUCGGACCUGAUUGAUUCCCACACGGGAACCUGGAACCAUGAGAUCUUGCAUCACCUUUUUAAUCCGCGGGAUGUAGAUUUGAUUUUGCGUUUGCCGGUGUGUAUGGAGUAUGAAGAUAUAUGGAGGGUUGACAUUAUUAAUGUCUGCCCGUUAUGUGGCUUAGUAGAGGAGUGUGUCAUGCAUAUAUUCUGCUUGUGUCCUUAUGCUAUUAAUGUUUGGCAACUUUCUCAGUUUCAAAUUCCCCCUUUUGCCAACAGGAAUUUCAUACAGUGGACGGAGGAAUGGCUUGGUGGUACUACGGGUUUUACACGUGAGCAACAAUGGAAAAUUUGUGGCAUACUUCAUAGUAUUUGGACUGCCAGGAAUUCGGCUGUAUGGGAAUCUGCCGUGCCUCUGCCAACGAUGCUCAUUCGGCGAUGCUUGGCGAGUUGGACUUCAUGGGUGGAUAGCCAGCAACGGAUUUAUGGAGAGAACAGCACCCGGGCAGUGCAGUCUCAUGCAUCUGGUGAGACUUCGGCGCCCUCAAGCCGGUGUUUUGUUGAUGCCAGUUUCCACGGCCCCGAACGCUAUGCAGCAUUUGGAUUUGUGGUAUUGGAUGCUAAUUCUACCUUUGUGGCAGCGGCUAAUGGCCCAUUGUCGUGCCCAUAUGACCCCCUAUUGGCGGAAGCUAUGGCAAUGUGUGAAGCCCUCUCUUGGUUGAAGGAUAACGGAUACACAGGUGGCGAAAUCUAUACCGACUCAGCAGUUUUGGUCUUAUUUAUUAAUAGGGAGGCCAAUCAUGUGGCGCACUCCCUAUCUAAACAUGUAUCUGCUUUGGCAGAACGCUCAUUCUGGAGGGAUGUUCCACCUCCUUUUAUUCUGCCCCUAGUGGCUAAUGCAAUCUGA
Messenger RNA from Ipomoea nil (Japanese morning glory), 1578 nucleotides. RefSeq lists its product as uncharacterized. The coding region runs from base 1 to 1578 and encodes 525 amino acids. The record is from RefSeq and is a predicted model, not a curated record. The transcript has 3 exons. Gene Ontology annotation, molecular function: RNA-DNA hybrid ribonuclease activity; nucleic acid binding. NCBI's taxonomy places the organism in Eukaryota, Viridiplantae, Streptophyta, Magnoliopsida, Solanales, Convolvulaceae.